AUGAAUAACCCCGAGAGUAUCUCUCCAGUCGGAAACCCUUUCAAGGCAGUGGCUCUAGUCGAUGUUAACGAUCCACUGUCACCACAGUUCUCUUUACAGACCGAAGGAGUCGGCAGUACCAAAGGUACAAAGUCAGUUCGUGGCUUUCUUAAGCAGAAAGGAUCGAAACUUCUUUCAUUAUUCAAGACAAACAAAAGCGGAGGUAGCAUAACCUCCCAGGAUAUACCAAAAAAGAUUUGCCAGCCAAGUAGAGAAGACGAGGGUACGAACGGAAAUUCGCCUUCCAGUCCUGAGAGAAAUCACCAAGGCAAUAAUCAGUCCUCAGAUUUGAGUACUCUGCAACAGAAGAGGGAGAGGAAGGCCGAUCGAAGUCGACACCCUGCUAAAAAGGAGGCCGGUGCUAACGACGCCCUCACGGAGCAGACAACACCUAGGACCGCCAAAAACCUAGUAUCCCGUCAGCAGCGUCUUCAUUCUGGGAUAGGUUUAACGAAGAGAAUUUCAGAUAAAUUUUCAAUGUCAUUCGGGCCCCCAACUGUAGUUCGCCGUACAAAUCUACGCCUGCGGCCAGCUAUAGGUAGCUUUUCGAUUGGUGCACAGCCGUCCACACCAUCCCCACUUCAGAAGCUGGGUGACAACGCUCAGGAUGACUCGGACUCCUCUGCUUCCCACCUCAGUGGGAGUGGGACUUCUCACAAAAGCCAAUCCACCAAUCCUACCUCGGAAGGCAGCCCUGUCUCUCAGCCAAAAAGGAUAUCAGCAAGUUUGGCUAGCAAAGAAAAGGGUGCUCAAGCGGCAAAUAGUGCAUCGUCGGAGGCCCCACAAUCCUCAUUUGGAGACACCCAGCCGCCCCUUAUUAAGCCGUCCAUUGCUACCGUCGAAGCAGCUGCCGCUGCAAAAAUUUUCCUUGAGACAUACUUUGACUCUUUAUUUUCCAAAGAGCCUCCCAGGCUACGCCGUCAACGUGAACUGGAACAAGUUAUAUACUCGUUGCCCCUUUCAGAGGAGGAGCGACAGGAAGCCCGGUAUGCUUGGUACUGUCAGGAAUCCAAUCACCUUCGAAGAGAUCGAGUUAUAAAAACACAUUCGAACCGAAGAGAUGGUAGAAAGAGCCCCUUGGUGUCAGAAUAUGAAGUAAUCAAGGUAUUGGGAAGAGGCAGCUUUGGAGUUGUCCGCUUAGUUAAAGAAAAGAAUACUAGCAUUGAGCCUGAACGGCCAACCCCGAAGGCACCACGACCAUUUCGUCGAAAGGACCCAGGAAGGCCUAAAAAGAAUGUUUUCGCGAUGAAAGUUAUACGGAAGUCAGAAAUGCUCCUAAAUUGUCAAGAAGGCCACCUGCGAGCAGAAAGGGACUUCUUAGUCGCUUCCAAUAAAUCCCGCUGGAUUGUACCGCUCAUUUCGAGCUUCCAGGAUAAACACAAUCUCUACCUAGUAAUGGAUUACAUGGUUGGUGGUGAUUUUCUGUCUUUACUCAUGAGAAAGCAUAUUUUAUCUGAGGAAAUUUCCAAAUGGUACGUUGCUGAAAUGAUUCUCUGCAUUGAGGAAGCCCACCGACUUCGUUGGAUCCACCGAGACGUAAAACCAGACAAUUUUCUGAUCUCAGCGUCUGGCCACCUGAAGAUUUCUGACUUUGGGCUCGCGUUUGAUGGACAUUGGUCUCACAACGAGUCAUACUUCAAUAAUCAUCGACAGUCAUUGCUCAAGAAAUUGGGCAUCAAGAUUGAAGGAGACAGUGAGGAUAAGAAGAAUGGGGUCAGAGAAGUCAAAAAGGCAUAUAAGAUUUCAAACUCCCCUGACGGGAAAAACGCCGAAUUAGCGGAUAGGGGGGAUCGAAAGCAACCUUGUCCACGUGAAGAUAUUCUUCGAUGGAGAAACCGCCGAGAGCGAAGGAGGUUGGCGGUCAGUAUGGUGGGCACUAGUCAGUAUAUGGCCCCCGAAGUUGUAAAUGGGGAACCGUAUGAUGGUAGAUGCGACUGGUGGAGCGUUGGCAUAAUUCUGUUUGAGUGUCUAUUUGGUUAUACGCCGUUCGCAGCCGAUUGCAGAGAAAAUACCAAGCAUAGGAUCACGCACCAUGAGGAAUAUUUGUCAUUUCCCGAAGAACGACCCUCCGACCGAUUGGUUUCCGAUGAUGCCAUUAAUCUAAUUGAACAAAUACUUCAAGAAAAAGAUAGACGGCUGUCUUCUCAGAAGUAUUUGUUGAAUGAUUAUAAGUCCUCUGAUAGGGUGAACAAGAAUUAUCAAGGCUAUUACGUAUACCCAGAUGAUGCUACUGACAUCAAAGACCAUGCUUUCUUUAAGAAUAUCGAAUGGGAGGCUAUACAGUACUCGCGACCUCCAUUCGUACCCAAGGUGCGGAACUGGGAAGAUACCAAGUAUUUCAAUCUUACAGUUGCGGACAGAAAUGAUGGCACAACGGAAGAGAUCCUUCCAGACGAUGUCGAAGUUGGCAAUGAUAAUGCAGCACCCAACACAAAGCAAAAUCAACAAAGCCCCAAUGCCGUAGAGAACACAUCUAAUGUCAAGAAAGCUGCGAAGAAAAAGGGCAAACGCAAAGCCCGUGAUAAGAUUCUGCGAGACGAAAAUAUGGGGAGGAUUGCAUUGAAUAUUCGAAAACGGGAGGCGUUUUUGGGAUACUCAUAUCAACGUCCAAGAGAUGUCCUUAGCGUUUUUGACCAGUGA
Messenger RNA from Trichophyton rubrum CBS 118892, 2679 nucleotides. RefSeq names its product AGC/NDR/NDR protein kinase. Bases 1 to 2679 code for a protein of 892 amino acids. The record is from RefSeq and is a predicted model, not a curated record. Lineage: Eukaryota; Fungi; Ascomycota; Eurotiomycetes; Onygenales; Arthrodermataceae. The transcript has 4 exons. Gene Ontology annotation, biological process: peptidyl-serine phosphorylation; intracellular signal transduction. Gene Ontology annotation, molecular function: ATP binding; protein serine/threonine kinase activity.